Molecule: messenger RNA, 1007 nt
Organism: Eucalyptus grandis
Lineage: Eukaryota; Viridiplantae; Streptophyta; Magnoliopsida; Myrtales; Myrtaceae
Product: cytochrome P450 CYP749A22-like
Exons: 4
Coding region: 102-1007 (301 amino acids)
Molecular function (GO): iron ion binding; oxidoreductase activity, acting on paired donors, with incorporation or reduction of molecular oxygen; heme binding
Source: RefSeq, a predicted model, not a curated record
CAUAGCGAUUGUGUUGAGCUCUCUUUGUGUUUCUAAUCUUAUGGUCUCUCACCGAGCUGGCGCGUCAGCUAUGGUGGAAUCCGCUCAGAAUACAGAGGACGAUGGCCCGACAGGGAAUCAAAGGUCCUCCCUAUAGGUUCCUCCAUGGGAGCACGAGGGAAACAAUGAAGAUGAGAAUGGAAGCCAGAAGCACGCCCAUGGACGAUCUCUCUCAUGACAUACUCCCUAAGGUUCAGCCUCACAUCGACUCUUGGAUCAACACAUACGGGAGGAAUUACAUAAAUUGGUACGGGGCGCAAGCUCAAUUGGUCAUCACUGAGCCAGAGCUGAUUAAGGAGGUGCUAAUCAAUAGAGACAAAACGUUUCCGAAAACAGUACCGAGGAGCUUCGCCAAGUAUCUUUUGGGAGAUGGGCUCGUGUCAACCAUAGAUGGGGUAAAGUGGGCAAAGAAGCGUAGACUCGCCAAUCACACUUUCCACGGGGAAAGCCUCAAGAACAUGGUUCCAGCGAUGGUGGAUAGUGCUCACGUGAUGCUAGAGAAAUGGAAGCAACGAGAAGGGGAAGAGAUUGAGGUGUUUGAAGAAUUUAAGUUGCUGACCUCCGAAGUGAUUUCAAGGACAGCUUUUGGGAGUAGCUACGUUGAAGGGAGAAACAUCUUUGAGAUGAUGACAAACUUGGGUUUGUUAGUGUCCAGGAAUGCUUUGCGCAUGAGGUUCCCGGGAAUAAGUAAGAUUUGGAAGACAGUAGAUGAGAUUGAAGCCGAGAAGCUCAAGAAAGGCAUACAUGUUGCAAUCUUGGAGAUCGCCAAGAAAAGAGAGAAGAAGGUGAUGGCUGGGGAAGCAGAUGACUAUGGGAAUGAUUUCCUUGGGCAGCUUGUGAAGGCUUAUCAUGAUAAUGAUGAGAGCAAGAAAAUCAAUCGACGAUCUGGUGGACGAGUGCAAGACAUUCUAUUUCGCUGGACAAGAAACCACCACCGCAAUGUUGACGUGGGUCAUAUUCCUCCCUAG